This is a messenger RNA of Pungitius pungitius (ninespine stickleback), 1586 nucleotides long. It is a transcript of the gene anxa3b, whose product is annotated as annexin A3b. NCBI's taxonomy places the organism in Eukaryota, Metazoa, Chordata, Actinopteri, Perciformes, Gasterosteidae. The record is from RefSeq and is a predicted model, not a curated record. The coding region runs from base 279 to 1295 and encodes 338 amino acids. Gene Ontology annotation, cellular component: cytoplasm. Gene Ontology annotation, molecular function: phospholipase inhibitor activity; calcium-dependent phospholipid binding; calcium ion binding. The transcript is spliced from 14 exons.
AUUCUGCGCUGCGUAUUUUUGUCCUGUUUUACUCAUCGAGAAAAUCCAGCGGUGGACAUCAUGACGACAUCAUUCAUUUUGUGAAGUUCUGGUCACGUAUUACACGCGUCCACGCGACUGUGAAUGCUUAGUCAACCUGAAACCACCCGGAAGACAUUUAAAUGCAUAGUGGAGUUGGGUCCGUGAACCUUUAACACCUUUUUAAACGACUGUAGGAAAAUACCUUCGUUUUCGGAUUAACAGCUAAACCGGAAACUCCCACGACUUCAACCACCACAAUGUCUGUUUGGGGUGACCUGGACCUGCUCUUAGACUCCCCCUCCUCACUGACCGUCACAUCCAACACUAAAGGGACUGUGAAGGACAAGGCCAACUUCAAGGUGGAAGAGGAUGUGUCUGCAUUGAGGAAAGCCAUAGAGGGCCUUGGUACGACAGAAAAGACACUGAUCGAGGUGUUGACCCAAAGGAGUAAUGCUCAGCGUCAGCUCAUAGCUAAGGCCUAUGAGAAAGCCACAGGCAGGAAACUAAUCGCUGACCUGGAGGGCGACACCCACGGAGACUUUGAGGACGUGUUGGUUGCCUUGGUAACCCUUCCCGGCGUCUACGACUCCCAGGAAGUCAUCAGAGCCAUCAAGGGGGCGGGGACUACAGAGAGCACGCUGACAGAAAUCUUUGCCUCGAGAUCUAACAGCCAGAUCAAAGCCUUAUCCGAAGCAUACCUGGCAGAAACUGGAAAAUCUGUGGUUCAUGAUCUUCAGUCGGAGGUAGCUGGAGAUUAUGGCAAAGCACUGGUCAUCUUGGCCGAGGGGAAAAGAGACGAGAGCACCAAUGUGGAUGCUGCCAAAGCUAAAGCCGACGCUAAGGUCCUGUAUGAAGCGGGGGAGAAGAAGUGGGGAACCGACGAGGGGAAGUUUAUUGACAUCUUGUGCCACAGGAGCGUUCCCCAGCUGCGACAGACUCUGGUAGAGUACAAGAAUAUUAGUAAGAAGACUCUACAGGAGGCCAUCGAGAGCGAGAUGUCUGGAGACCUGGAGGACCUGCUGGUGGCUGUCGUUAAGUGUGUGAAGAAUGUUCCCGCAUACCUGGCUGAGCGGAUUUUCAAGAGCAUGAAGGGUGCGGGGACGGACGAGUCCACUCUGACCAGGAUCCUGGUGAGUCGCUCAGAGAUAGACCUGCUGGACAUCAGGGCGGAAUACAAGAAGCUGUUUGGAUACACCCUGUACUCCCAGUUGGAGGGUGAAGUGUCGGGCAGUUACGGGGACGUCCUCAAGCGUCUAUGUGGCCAAGACAACUAACGGCUUCCAGGGACGAGAAGUGAAGAAUUGAAGCAAAGCUGCACAGUAGCAUCAAACCCACAUAGUUUGGCACUAACCUUCUAGGAAUGCUUGUGAAUGUGAUAAUGUUCUACCGGACGUUAACGUGCAGACUGAUUAACACACACAUUUAAGAAGUGCACACAUCAAGAUGUGGUUGAAGGUAUCAACAGUUUAUAAUGUGACUAACUGUAAAAUCCACACUUGUAUUCAAGCACUAACCGUAACAGCAGAAUUUCACGUUUAUAAAAAUAAAAAUACUGUAUCCUACUA